AAGUAUCAAAAGUUCUUUAUUUUGUGGCAUCAUUACUUCCACUAUGUUUUUUAGUAUGCUGAGAUCUGUUAUCUGACAUUGCCAAUUUUACCUAAUCUGAAGUUUUAAUGGACCUUGUUGCUUGAUCUCCUUACUUGAUGUUCACUUGGUAUGAUUUUGACCAUUGAUGCAGGCUUUGCUUUUCUAGCUUCGUUUUGGUGCCCUGUCUUGAAAUUUUCCAAGACUUGCAAAGAUGAGGAAGGAAAUUGCAGUUUCUACUGAUGUUGGAGAAUUUAGUGGUCGACUCACACGUGUUCGAGCAGCAGUGUUGCGUUCUUCUCGAGAGUUGCCUCAUCUAAGGCCACCUACGCAAUCAGAUCAGAAACGGGUUCUGCCAGCCAAUACGAAAAGAACAGCCUUAGACGAAAACGACACCAAUGCAGCUGAGAAUGCAAGUCAUCAUUCUAAGAAGAGAGCAGUGCUUCAGGAUGUUACCAAUGUUUGCUGCAAUAAUUCAUAUAGAAAGUGCUUUAAUGCAACCAAAAUACAGUCUAAGGGCAGUAAGCAGGCUAGAAAGGCACAUGCCAAUACAUCCAAAGUGGCCCCGGAUGAACCACCUCGAGUCCAGCCAACUGAAUCCAAGUUACAGAAAGAAGGCAUUCGAGAAACGGAAAUAGUAAAUCCUAAGUUAGAAGACGUUACACGCUCGGUUAGUGUUAGAGGAGAUCAUGCUCUUCCACUAGAUAGCAAAAAGGAUGACGGUGUCCAUUUCGACUGGCUUGCAAAUGACAAUUCCACAGUGCCUUUCCAACCACAGAAUCCUUUUAAAAACGUAGAGAAGGGUACCUUUUCUGGGACCUCAACAUCUAGUGACCCAGACUGUAAAGACAUUGACUCCGAUAAGGACCCUCAAUUCUGCAGUCUCUAUGCCACAGAAAUCUAUAGUAACUUGCGUGUUGCUGAGCUUCCUCGCCGGCCAUAUCCUAAUUUUAUGGAGACAAUACAGCAAGAUAUCACUAAAAGCAUGCGGGCAAUUUUGGUUGAUUGGCUUGUGGAGGUAUCUGAAGAAUAUAAGUUAGUCCCUGAUACACUGUACCUUACAGUGUAUCUAAUUGAUUGGUUUCUCUCUCAAAACUACAUAGAAAGAAAGAAACUUCAACUUCUUGGGAUCACCUGCAUGCUGAUAGCCUCCAAGUACGAAGAAAUAUGUGCACCUCGUGUAGAAGAAUUUUGCUUCAUCACAGACAACACUUACAUUCGAGAGGAGGUGCUAAAAAUGGAGAGUCAAGUAUUGAAGUGUUUCGGUUUUCAGCUAUUUGCGCCUACUGCAAAAACUUUUCUCAGGAGAUGUCUGAGAGCAGCACAAGCUUCUUACACGACCCCUAGUUUAGAACUGGAAUGCCUGGCAGAUUAUCUAGCAGAACUGACACUAGUCGAUUACGGUUUCUUAAAUUUCGCUCCUUCUAUGGUGGCUGCAUCAGCUGUGUUUCUUGCAAGAUGGACUCUGGAUCAAUCAUGUCAUCCAUGGGAUCCAACACUCGAACACUACACCGCGUACAAUGCAUCCGAUCUCAAAACCACGGUUGUCGCAUUGCAAGAUUUACAGUUGAACACCAACCGUUGUCCUCUAACCGCCAUCCGUGUGAAAUAUAGACAACAAAAGUUCAAAUCGGUGUCGGCCUUUACGUCUCCGAAACUGCUCGAAACACUGUUCUGAAAAAAAAAGGAAAAGGGCUACUUCCCUGUUAGUAGAUAACACUUAGAUUUCCAGGUGGAGUUUCCCUCUGAACUUUGCUUAAUAUCUGAUGUUCAUAUUCUGACAUCUUCAUUCACGUUCAUGCGAAUGCUUUUAGUAUUCCUCGAAAUCUUGUCCACAACAAACUCUCAUGUUUUGGUUCUUCCAAAACUGUAUCUUUGUAAGG
Molecule: messenger RNA, 1901 nt
Organism: Hibiscus syriacus
Lineage: Eukaryota; Viridiplantae; Streptophyta; Magnoliopsida; Malvales; Malvaceae
Product: cyclin-A2-4-like
Exons: 11
Coding region: 233-1696 (487 amino acids)
Biological process (GO): mitotic cell cycle phase transition; regulation of cyclin-dependent protein serine/threonine kinase activity
Cellular component (GO): cyclin-dependent protein kinase holoenzyme complex; cytoplasm; nucleus
Molecular function (GO): cyclin-dependent protein serine/threonine kinase regulator activity
Source: RefSeq, a predicted model, not a curated record